Messenger RNA from Colletotrichum lupini, 2139 nucleotides. RefSeq lists its product as uncharacterized. The record is from RefSeq and is a predicted model, not a curated record. Lineage: Eukaryota; Fungi; Ascomycota; Sordariomycetes; Glomerellales; Glomerellaceae. The transcript is spliced from 11 exons. Bases 1 to 2139 code for a protein of 712 amino acids.
AUGCCGCCCGAAAGCCAAAACGAUGCGCAUACUUCGUACAGUCUCGACACAGUGCCUGCGGCAUACUUCCCCGACACAUUUCGCGUCUCGCAUCCAUCCGUCCUCUGCCUCCGCCGCCGACCGGUCGCAAUCCCGUUUGUUUGCAAGCCCAGCGAAUUUCACCGUCCGUCUUGUGGGCAGACCGUUCCUCCGUCUCACCAUUCGAAUAGCCUCAAAAGACGACUCUACUCCUGUACUGAUACCACUAUCAACGCGAGAAUAGUCUUAGCUGACACUGCAACCCCUCCUCCGAGCUUGCCUUUCGGACCCGACCAUUCCCAACGAGCCUUCAUCACCCUGCCCUGCGAUAAAGCCGGGCCCGCCGAUUGCUACAGCGCUUUCGCCUCGGCAGCACAGAGUCACAAACCCUGCCAGACCCGCGGCACGCCGGGCAUUGGCCCACACCGCAAUGAGAAGGGACGGCCAGCGCAAUCGGGCCAUGGCAAGAGAGGACCGCGGACGAGAACGACGGCGAGGCACAGAAUGCCAUGGUCCAUGGCCCACGGGGGUGUGGACGACAAACACCGCCGGGCGGGCCUGGAAUCGCCGCGCCCCCCUGGUCCUAGAGUCGGUAUCGCACCCUCUUCCAAGUACUCCGUACCUUUCUUCCUCUCCUUGGUGCUUGUCCCCAAAUUCCACGGAGCGCCAAAAACCAACCGGCGGCUACAGAGCCACGCCAGCUUACACGGCGUGACGGCGCGGCAGGGCGCUUUCGUUGGACGCUGCGCUCGUGCCUUUGGACACUUCUUUGACGGCACGGCCUCCAGCGAUCGAGAUGAAGAGGGGCCGGAAAUGCAGCAGCAAAACUGCGUGGUCCUCCCAGCUAUAGAAGUUCUCCAGGGGCAUAUUUUCCGGUUGAGUCUCUCCCAUGCCAACUCGACCGCGUCGUCGUCGACACUCUGCCGAUUUGCAAGUCCGGACACCAUACCUCUGCACAUCAUCAAGAUAAUGCUGCUGGAUGUCUCUGGUAUGUGGGAUAGCCAGUCCACGGCUCGUCCCGGCCAUCGGGCUGGUCUGGAACACACGACUGGCACGCUGGCCGAGGGUCGACACGGCUGUUGCUUCUGUGCAAUGUGCACGAAAGACAGUGCCGGCAAAAGCUGCCGCCUCGUCUCCGGGUCUGCUACGUUUGCAAGCUGUUCCGUCUUCGCUCCGGUGGCAUCCCACCCAGCACGCCCUCGCCCCCAGUUUUCACCAUGGAGCAGCAAUCCCGAGAAAGUCCAGCGCCAUCUCGUUCCGGCGACGCGCCAAAUCUCUUCGACGCCCCGCCCCACCCGGCCGUUUCUUCGUUUCUGUCCGUAUCACCAAACAUUUUCUGCAGCAAAGGCAUACUGCGGCAUGCCACUGUGUCUUACAUCAGGUUUCCACUGCGUCAAGGAAUUGAUAUCAAGAUGUGCUCGGCACAAAACCGACGUUGGCUACCGUCCGGAUACAAUGCCCUUGUGCACUGUCACCAUGCCGACUACGCGGCCAAGCCGGAUCUCUGAUGCCUUUUUUACAGACUUCAGGUAUACGUCGUACAAACAUGCGACAUCUGCUUCCUCGCUGUUUGCACGCUCUCUUUUAUGGGUGCCUCUCUUCAGGGCUGGUCAGGCUCCGCAGCACUCUACGCGCAAAAGGAAACAGCCUGAUGUCUCUAGAACGCUGCAUCGGAUUUCGCUAGCGUCUGAACACUCUCUCCCGGUGACCGAAGAAAAGCCUAAUCCAGACUUUUCGGCAGAUAUCCAGACGGGGCUGGCGGCUGCCGUCGAUAUCCACACUUUCGCGCGUCUUGUUCCGACUUAUUCCUCGGUUGACGAGAAUCGCGACAUUGGAUACCGAUUCUUGAUUGCAUUCUCUGGAGUAUCUCUCGCGGCCGAACUUCUGGGGAUGGUCUUCCUGUCUGGCGCCCGACUCGCCGUAGUGUUGCCGGCAAACCUGCCCAGUGCGGGUGGUUCCCUCUCUACGCACCCCCGACCCGGCGCGUGCCAGUACAUUUCAGCCCAGCGUGCUGCCUGGUCUGAAACCCAACAUCCGACACACUGCACGCAAUUGUGUGACCUCAAAGUCUCUCUUCAGAAACAGACGAACGUUUGCUGCAGCGUAGCACUGUCUUAUUGA